Messenger RNA from Helobdella robusta, 177 nucleotides. RefSeq lists its product as hypothetical. Gene Ontology annotation, molecular function: protein binding. The coding region runs from base 1 to 177 and encodes 58 amino acids. The transcript is spliced from 2 exons. Lineage: Eukaryota; Metazoa; Annelida; Clitellata; Rhynchobdellida; Glossiphoniidae. The record is from RefSeq and is a predicted model, not a curated record.
AUGGAGGCCACUGCAAUUUAUGAUUACUCUGCCUCACAUGCUGACGAAUUGUCAUUUCACGUGAAUGAUAUCAUAAAGAUACUGAAUGAAGGGGAUGGACAGUGGUACAAUGCCGAGUUGAAUGGUAAAUUAGGAAUAGUCCCAGCAAAUUAUCUGACGUUUGAGCCACCAAAGUGA